Malaya genurostris is the source of this 977-nucleotide messenger RNA. RefSeq lists its product as uncharacterized. The record is from RefSeq and is a predicted model, not a curated record. The coding region runs from base 1 to 900 and encodes 299 amino acids. The transcript is spliced from 2 exons. NCBI's taxonomy places the organism in Eukaryota, Metazoa, Arthropoda, Insecta, Diptera, Culicidae.
AUGAAGUUAGAGCUGAUUGUGAUAUGCGGCCUGAGUCUGCUAGUGAUAGUGAAUAGUAUGGCAAUUAAGUGUUCCAAGUGUCAAAAAAAUGAGUGCGAAUGUGUACAACAUAUUUUGAAAGCAGCAACUAUUCCUCCGUUUCCGUUUUGCAAGCUGCAAACGUGCGAAGAAUCGCAUCCGCUAGAAUUUCACCCUAUCCGGGAUGUUUGUUCGAGUCUGGAUUUGGCUACUGUUCGGCCUAACCGAGCACCAAGAGACGAAGUACCCAAAUUCGCUAACGCAAACUCGUGCGAGUGUGGUUACAAGGACAGUCCGCAGCUUCCAAAGAAAUAUUUUGCAGAUCCCGUCAGCCAGCAUCUGGCUGCUGUAGCCGCUAGGAAGAAAGCCGUCUCCAUCUCGGAAGCGGACUUGCAUUUUCUAGGAAACGCUAUCAAAAUAUCUCCGGAGGCGAAACCAUCAUCCCGUAUAAUGGAAGAACGGUUGCAUAAAUACAAUCGCCACGUGAUUGAGCUGAAGCCUGCCAGAAAAAAUCGCAUCCAUUACCCGGUUUCGUCCGAGGAAGAAGAAAUACCAUGUACGCCGGAGCAGCAGUCCUAUUCAGACAUCUGCUUCGACAAAGUCAACGAUCCUAAUCCGUUAUUCGAACAGAUCAAGCCGUACGAUGCUCCGUGUGAGAUAUGUCAGGAGCGUUAUAGUCACGACGAGCUUUACGGAACGCAUGAACACGAUACUGAAGAAGAUGGCGAUGAGGAUGACUACGAUGAGGAUAACUACGAAGACGAAGAAGACGAGGAACCAAUUAGUGGAACGGUGACCCCUGAAACAACAACACAGAAAUCAGGAAAUCCAAUCAAUAAACGAUCAAUCAAUAACAGCUGGCUUAACCGGAUGGAAAGCUAAAUUGAAAAAGCAACUAUCAAUCAAUAAGUAACUGAAAGACUGCAUGUUGUGGUGAACUGAUAAGAAACAACUUCUAU